This is a messenger RNA of Dermacentor silvarum, 3410 nucleotides long. RefSeq names its product thyrotroph embryonic factor. Gene Ontology annotation, molecular function: RNA polymerase II cis-regulatory region sequence-specific DNA binding; DNA-binding transcription factor activity, RNA polymerase II-specific. NCBI's taxonomy places the organism in Eukaryota, Metazoa, Arthropoda, Arachnida, Ixodida, Ixodidae. The record is from RefSeq and is a predicted model, not a curated record. The coding region runs from base 1245 to 1679 and encodes 144 amino acids. Gene Ontology annotation, biological process: regulation of transcription by RNA polymerase II. The transcript is spliced from 2 exons. Gene Ontology annotation, cellular component: nucleus.
GGGGAGGGAAAGAGGCUUUCUCGAGCGAGCGCGCAGUUGCGUCGUCUUGCCUCGGCGCCGGCUGCAGCAGCACCGGACGUUAUUUUGCGCCGGUUCGCUCGUUCUCUUCCGAGAAUCCGCGGCGCCGGCCGAAGCACGCAAGAGGAACGCGCACACACACAGAACGGCGGAAAGGAGUGGCGCCGGCGGCGGCGGCUUGUGUGACUCAAUCGGUCGCCAACUUGCUCCGGGAGGCGAGCGCGCCUGCGGAAAUCACGCCUCGAUUUCGCCCGGUUUCGCGUCCGUCGCGCAACCAGCGCGGUGCGAAAACAGUGAGGGAUCGGCACAGGCCGGGACGCACUCUGCGACGAUCCCUGCAGGCGAUAGUAUCGUCAGGCGCGCGCGCUGAUUGGCUGGUUGAGAAAAAUCGGAUGAGCUGAUUGAGCGCUACGUCACGCGAAGUAGCUGAUUGGCUGGUUGAGCACUACAUCAAGCGAAGGCGAACAUCAGCGCGCGCGCCUGCGAUACUAUCGCCAAAACGUGAUCGUCGCAGACUACCGUCCCCAACAGGAUGAUGAUCGCGCAGUGGUGGCCAAUCAGGGCUGGAGUGUCCAGGCGGCGGGAGUUACGAGCGAUUAAACAUAGCGGCUUAAGAGCACGGAGCUCUCAGCCAAAGCCGCACCCGUUAGUCCUGUAGGGGGCCAAGGCAGGGCGGGCGGGCGAUCUCGCGCGAUUGCGUCACGCACUCUAUUCGCGCGACUAAGCACUUGCGCGCGCGCGCACAAAGAAAUGUCAAAGGCUGCGACGAACGUUCGACGAACGCUCAGGUGACGUCAUGCCAAGAAGGUUUCGCGCCCUCUUAGCGAAAGGGGAAUGCAAGCGCUACCGGAGAGGAGGAGGAGAGAGAGAGAGAAACAUCGCGAUUAAUAAAUCCGCGCGCGCGAGUCCGUUAUCGUCAUAACGCGCGCGCCUUGACACCGCGCACAAAAUAUAAAAGUCGACGCAGGUCAACGCUUCUUCCACACAUCUGGGGGGUUCAGAAGAUUGCUAGCGGUCCAGGACCUUUCGGGACAAUAGACGGCUUUCUGCAGUUGGGGUGCGAGUUGAGGUUAGGGACCGCAUUCGCUCAGUGACGUCCGUCUCGCAAAGCUGAAUUCCACAUUGAAUGCGUGCACCCGGAGCUUUUGCGGAUUUGCGUAUUGCCGACGGCGCGAGGACCUUCGCCACCGACCACAGGGCGAGAACGGCCAGCGACGACAUUCUUCAUGGCAGCCGAGUCUGACGUGUCGGACGACAGUCCCGUAGCAGCGCUGGACAUGUCCCUGGCAGCGUCGCGACCCUCGCCGUCUCCGCCACUGUCGCCGAGCCCGACGCCCUCGUCGUCGCUGCUGCUGGCGUCCAGCGCGGCGGCCGCCAUGGGCAUGGCCAGCUUGAACGGCGGUCCCGGCGCGCACCCGAAAAAGUCCCCGCAGCCCAUCCCGGCCGAGUGCAAGGACGAGGCCUACUGGGAGCGCCGCAAGCGAAACAACGAGUCGGCCAAGCGCUCGCGCGAGCUGCGGCGCAUCAAGGAGCAGCAGACUGCGCUGAGGGUGCUCUACCUGGAGCAGGAGAACCUGCAGCUGCGCACCGAGCUCACCAUGCUGCGCAGCGAGGUGGACAAGCUGCGACAGCUCCUCUUUGUCGGCAAGCAUCCCAGCUGACGCGAAGGAGGAACCCUCUGGCGGGCCUGCUGACCGGCAGGCAGCAGGGCCGCCCCCGGUCAACCGAUCUCUAGGGCAGCAGCGAGAAUGGCAUGCGACGACGACGCGCUUCACGUGGACCACCACCCAUCAUCAGCCUAGUCGACGAGAAGGGGGCGGUCUCCUCGUGUGUGGUGUCUCAGCAGCCCUCUUCCAAGUGCACGCGUUCUCCUGGACUGAUACCGCCGGCAACGUGGAAUACCAGGCCAUCGGGGGGAAGGGACCGCGCGAGCUGUUAGACAGUGCCGAAGACAGUUUCGAAAAGCGGCGGGAGCGACUUAGUGCCCAUUAGUCUAGCACAAUUUCUCCCCGGCCGCUCUUCAUCUUGCUGUUUAAGCGUCCGCGCCCCAGUGUUUUCUGCCACCAGAAAUCAGAGGGCCAAAGGCAUUUGUUCCUCGGCCGCACCCAAAUACGGCAUUUUUGUUUGCUCGGAAGAGUCCAGAUUUUACAUGUACUGCGCAUGGGGGUAGGCUACAUUUGAUCUCGACUACCGGUAAUAAACAACACGGCUGCAUACGUGCAACUCUCAAGAAACCCGGAUGGCAGCGGCAUAACUUGCGUAAAUUUUCUUUUCCUCCUUGCUGUCGGCUCAAAGCAACAACAAGCGGCUCAAUCACUUCCACUGUUGGACGAGCCAAUGUACUACGCUGCCACGAGAACUUGCUCCACUUUUUCGUGGAAGCGCAUAGUGGUCGCUGCCAUGCAAAUUGUAAUAUAUUUUUCAAAGUAGGAACUUAGAGUAGACGGUGCACGUGAGCCCAACCCCCUCCCCACCCCCACCGUUUACCUCGCUUCCCCAUCGUCCCCUCAUUUUUGUUUCUCACUUUUUUAAUUUAUUUAACUUAUUCAUGAUACAGUCGAAGCAAGACAGGGCUAUUCCCCUCCUCCAAAGGCAUCAUCCCAAGUUCAUGUAAGAGAAGGCUUUAGCAAGGGAAGAGCAAAGCGCGUCUGCGAUACCCACUUCGGACUGUGCCCACAUCGAACGGUUCUGCCAGACUCUACCAGUUUAGAGAUAUAGACCGUGGUGAUGACUGUGCGGACUCGUCGGUGACUGACGGACAGAUGGACUGACGCGCGCGGCGCAGAGAUUACUGAGCAACGAAUCUGUGAUCCACGACCAGUCCAGCAUUGUUGUUUAUUUUGCCUUUCUUUUUGUCGCAUUAAUUCUCUUGCUUUUGCAAUUGUAUAAGUUAUGAUGAAAGAGUGAACAAUUGCCGGCAUUGUGAUAAGAGAGGGAAUGAAUGACUGCCCGGCUUGCAGCUUCCUUCAUGUUUCUCUACUUUUUGUGUUCCAGUUUGCGUUUGUUUUUUACCGCUGACGAGACUGUUAAGUUUUUUUUUAAUUUAUAAGUGAGAGAGGAUAGAGAUGUGAUGACAGAGCCGCUUUUUAUUAUACUGUUACUUCAUGUUGCAUUUUUUGUGAAGCUGUUGAAGCUAGCACACUGGUGUGAAGCUAAGAGGAUAAAAUAUGCAGAAAGGCUUCUCGGUGAGCAUUGAUGAAGCGGCCUGCAUCCACGAAUGACCAAAGAGUACCGCCUAACCUUAUGGGGCCCCUCCCAUCAUGGCCUUUCAGCGAUGGCGGGUUCUCAUUAGGUUUUCGUGCACACUGUUAUGCACAUGCAAAAUGACAUGUCAGCUAGAAAAUGCGCUGGAACAGACUGUAAAUAAAAGGCAAAAUGUUUUCUGUUUACAA